This is a messenger RNA of Sabethes cyaneus, 1599 nucleotides long. Its product is annotated as early growth response protein 1-A-like. The transcript has a single exon. Gene Ontology annotation, molecular function: RNA polymerase II cis-regulatory region sequence-specific DNA binding; DNA-binding transcription factor activity. The record is from RefSeq and is a predicted model, not a curated record. Bases 30 to 1574 code for a protein of 514 amino acids. NCBI's taxonomy places the organism in Eukaryota, Metazoa, Arthropoda, Insecta, Diptera, Culicidae. Gene Ontology annotation, biological process: regulation of transcription by RNA polymerase II.
AUCCGGUAGGCUACAGAAUCACUGACCUAAUGACUAUGGCGGAUGGUAGCUAUGACCCAAUGGGAUACAUCCAGACGGGUCGGCAGCAUCCUCAUUCGCACCAUCCGGUUCAUCAUCACCACCAGCAUCACCAGGAUGGCAGCACUGGCAGAGGGGCUGGCGGUGGCGGCGGUGGCAAUCCCAGCUGGAGAUUAGUACAGUAUCAACAACUUCAGCAACGUAUCCAGCAGCAACAGCAGCUACAAAAUCAACAGCAGCAGCAGUCGCAAACGCAACAACCGUCGCCUUCCAAUUUAGAAAACAACAACAACCUUCCAUCGGCUGCCAACCAUAACCUCUUUCGGUCGGAGCAGAAGAAACACAAACGGAAGCGACUCUCCGCGGUGCUGGAUAAGCUACAUCACAACGGAACUGCUGUAAACCACAAUAACAAUAACGUAGGAGAAGGUAGCUAUAAGAUAAAACGAUCGGAGUCACGAUCCAGUACCGAAGACUCGGCUGAAGAUGUAUUUCCGUAUGCGGCUAGUCCCCGGAUCAGCGUCAGCCCGCUACGACUGAACGAGUCCGACGAGAACAACAUGAAUCAGAUACAGAUCAAACAAGAACCUCAGCAAUUUUUGUACAAACAGCUGCAGUACAUGAACCCGCUGGCCCUGUUCAACUACUUUCCACAGCAAACGAAGCUUCUGUAUCAAGAGAUUGCCCGACAACGGAGCCAUUCGGAUUCCGAUCUGCAACAGAUCCCUCAGAAACAUCCGGAAACUGUGCCUGCCGCACCGCCAGAGCCACAAGAGCCGCAAGAAUAUCCCCUGGAUUUGUCCAUGAAGACAAAACUAUUGCACACUUCACCUAGUCUAGAGUCUGUGAUCAAGCAGGAACCGACGUUGACGUUCACUCCGCCACCCCAGCCGUUGCCAUCGAUUGUAAAAGGUGAUGUAGCGUCUAACAACACCAAAAAAUCAGCUGCUGCCUGCUACAACCUUAAUGUAUCACCCGUGGUGGAAGAAAUGCCUCCUGGAUCUGAUGUAGCAUACAUGUGUCCUGUCUGUGGUCAACUGUUCUCACUGCAGGAUCGUUUGGCUAAACAUAUGGCGUCUCGCCACAAAAGUCGCUCAAGCUCAACAGACAUCACUAAAUCCUACAUCUGCGAAGUCUGCCAACGAUCGUUCGCCCGGUCCGACAUGCUUACACGCCACAUGCGGUUACAUACCGGCGUCAAACCGUACUCUUGCAAGGUCUGCGGACAAAUUUUCUCCCGUUCCGAUCAUCUGUCAACCCAUCAGCGAACGCACACCGGCGAGAAACCGUACAAGUGUCCGCAGUGUCCAUAUGCUGCUUGCCGACGGGACAUGAUCACCCGUCACAUGCGGACCCACACGCGCUACGACUCACAACGAGGUGGAAGUGCCAGCGGAUCACCCGUCGAAAGCCCCUCUUCGAUGGACCAGAAAGCGUUGUUGCUGCCCUUGGUUAAUUUCAACUCAAACCAUGGCAGUACGCGGGCCCUCAAGAAGGAGUCUGCUUUCGCAACCAGCCCAGGCAGCUACGUUAUCGAAACAAAGACUGAAUCCUAAAAACUCACUCUCACUCCAAGGAGUU